Messenger RNA from Lampris incognitus (smalleye Pacific opah), 5381 nucleotides. Its product is annotated as cyclin-dependent kinase-like 5. The record is from RefSeq and is a predicted model, not a curated record. Gene Ontology annotation, biological process: positive regulation of axon extension; protein phosphorylation; regulation of dendrite development. The transcript has 19 exons. Bases 280 to 3408 code for a protein of 1042 amino acids. Lineage: Eukaryota; Metazoa; Chordata; Actinopteri; Lampriformes; Lampridae. Gene Ontology annotation, cellular component: dendrite cytoplasm; nucleus. Gene Ontology annotation, molecular function: ATP binding; protein kinase activity.
GGCGUCCUGCUUUGCGCUUGUCAGCCGGAGGAUCCAGUUACUGUAGCUGGUGCAAUGAAAAUAUCUGCGCCGGUGGGUGGAUAUGUGGCUCCGGUUCCAUCAUUUUUCCAAACAGCGAGUGAGAGAGGGAGCGCCAUUGAAGAUGGCGUGUGAUAUAUGCUAUGGCUUGCAGCCAGCAUACAUGUCUUAGGAGCUAGCUGCUGGCCACCUCUGUGCACCUUUUAGCUGGGACCCCUCUUUCAGAGCCCCGAGCCCCUCACCCAGCUGUCAUUUAACUUCAUGAAGAUUCCUGACAUUGGUGAUGUAAUGAAUAAAUUUGAAGUCCUUGGGAUUGUAGGUGAAGGUGCCUAUGGUGUUGUUCUGAAAUGCAGACACAAAGAGACCAAUGAAAUUGUGGCCAUUAAGAAAUUCAAAGACAGCGAAGAGAAUGAGGAGGUCAAAGAAACCACGCUGCGGGAGCUCAAGAUGCUCCGCACCCUCAAGCAGGAGAACAUUGUCGAAUUGAAGGAGGCUUUCCGCAGGAGGGGAAAGCUCUAUCUCGUCUUUGAGUAUGUGGAGAAGAACAUGCUUGAGUUGCUGGAGGAGUUACCCAAUGGUGUGCCGCUUGAGAAAGUCCGCAGUUACAUUUACCAGUUGAUCAAAGCAAUUCACUGGUGCCAUAAGAAUGACAUUGUUCACAGGGAUAUAAAGCCAGAGAACCUCCUCAUCAGCUCCAAUGACAUCCUCAAGUUGUGUGAUUUUGGCUUUGCACGUAAUCUCUCUGAAGGGAAUGAUGCCAAUUAUACAGAGUAUGUGGCCACUAGAUGGUACCGCUCUCCAGAGCUCCUGCUGGGGGCUCCAUACGGCAAGGCAGUGGACAUGUGGUCAGUGGGCUGCAUCCUAGGGGAGCUGAGUGAUGGACAGCCUCUGUUUCCGGGUGAGAGCGAGAUAGACCAGCUGUUCACCAUCCAGAAGGUGUUGGGACCCCUUCCACCAGAACAGAUGAAACUCUUUUAUAACAACCCUCGCUUCCACGGGCUACGGUUCCCUGCCGUGAACCACCCCCAGACCCUGGAGAGAAGAUACCUGGGGAUUAUUAGUGGAGCCCUCCUGGACCUGAUGAAGAACUUGCUGCUUUUGAGCCCAACAGAGCGCUUUCUGACAGAGCAGAGCCUGAACCACCACGCCUUCCAGACCCAGCGGCUGGUGGAGCGUCCCGGCCCACCCACACCUACACCUGUGCGCUCUUCUAAGAGGAAACCUCACCAUGGAGACAGCACCACCCCCAGCAGGAGCCAUGGAGGGAAGAGCUCAGGACACCAUCGCUCCAGCAGCAGAGACUGCUCCAGCCUGCCCCGGCAUGAGGAGCUCCACCCCAGCAAUGAUGGCUUUCUCAAUGGCAACAUGUCUGCCUCAAUCAGCCUAAGUCCCACUCUGCAUCCCAAGAGCUACCAGCCACAAAUUUUUAACCACUCAACCUCAUGCAACAUGGACCUGGCCAGUAACAACUUGCCCCAUUUGCUUAGCCCUGGCGAAAGCAAGAACACAGGGGACUAUGAUGUUAGCCUGGGGUCUAAGGUGUCCGAUGGCCCUGGAGCCAAGUACCUCAAAUCCAACUCACGCUUACAGCAGAAUCGCCACUCUUUCAUAGAGGGCAAGACCAACACACUUCAGUCAGGGGACAAGCACAGUCGACACAGCUACAUGGAGUCCCAUAGCUCCACACCUUCUUCCUCCAAGUUCGCCUAUCUGAACUUGUCCAAGAGCCAUGGUGCGCUCAGUGAUGCCAAGUCAGUGGGGAACCUGAAUGAGGUGCACCUCUUGGCUGAUGAACCAACGUCUCGCUACUUUCCUUCAAGUUGCCUUGACCUCACUGCACCAAGCAGCCCGUCAGCCCGGCGUGGUGACAGGUUAGAGCACAGCAUAACAAGCCGGGGCAGUACACGCUCUGAGAGAGAGAGCAAUACACUGGAUUCAUCCUACCGCCGCUCCUCUUUCCGCCACAAGGCCUCAGAGGACAUGAAGUCUCCAGACAACCUGGACGCUGGGGAGAGCAGUGGUGGCGGGAGCCACGCUCACUCCCUGUCCACCCCACAUGAUGCUCUGUCCUAUGGUCAGGGAUACACCAGCCCUUUCUCCUCCCAGCAGCGCCCGCACCGCCACUCCAUGUACGUGCGAAGGGACCACCAGAAAACGCAUGGAGCAGACGAGGCACUGGCAGUGGGGCAGGGCGUGCCCACCAGAGCCAGCAGCCUCCAGCUCCUCUCUCCACAGCUUCAGCACCGCACGCUGCCCCACCACUCAGGAGGGUCCUCCAGAGAAGAGGACAUGAGUAGGAGCGAACAGACACCCACUGAGGUCACCCACAACAGACCCCCAAUCAGGGACUCCACCCGGGACAACACCGCCUCUUUUCACAUGCAGCGGCAAAAAAGCGAGGUUGGACUGUAUCAUGACCAGCAAACCGAGGAUGGGGGCUCUUCCAAAGAGAACCGCAGCAUCUACAGCGAUUCAAUGCCAAGGAGGGUGGGAAGCUUUUACAGAGUCCCUUCUCCCCGGCCAGACAACUCCUUCCAUGAUAGCAGGGGUCAAGGCAGGGGCUCCAGUGUGGCAGGAGAUGGAAGCACUUUGACUAACCAUUCCAUACGUCAAACAGCCUUUGACCCUUGGACUGGCCCGGAUACUGCAGUUUUGAACCCAUCUGAGCCAUCCAAAGAAAAGGAGAAGCAGGGUUUCUUCAGAGCAAUAAAGAAGAAAAAGAAAAAGUCCCAAAUGAUGGAAAUCCCUGAUGGAAGGCCUCCUAUGAUCAAGAAAUGUCUUUUCCCCCUGUUUAACACAAAGAAUAAUAUAAAACAUAGCUCCUCUGUGAGAGUCCUCCCUGUAGUGUCCUCUCCCAUGGUUCCCAGUGAUGGAGUUGAUCAUUCGAUCAUCCAGAAGUCAUCCAGGUCAUCUGGCCACCAGAGCAGUCGCCACAGGACCCGGGACAAGAGCAGGGACCGAGAGCAAGAGCGAGACAGAGACAGGGAAAGUGACUGGCCACCUGAGAAACUGUCAGAUGCACACUCUCAGAGUCAGCCGCUCAAGUCUCUGCGCAAGCUCCUGCACCUUUCGUCAUCUUCUUCUAGCCAAACUGCCCCAUCCGAUAUGCGCUUCCAGCCCCUACCUAACCACGCCUCUGCUAAAGGUGGUUUUAGUGAAAGUCGGGGUCACUCAGGAGUCAGUACCCCCCAGUUGAAGAGCCGACAGACAGCGUACCCGCUUCCGGGACAGCUGGAGUCCAGCUGGCACGCAUCAGCCUUAGGCCGUGCUGAGAGCAACCCCUACCCAGAGCAAAUGAGCAUUAAGGGGGGCCAAAAUGGGCAUGGCUUUGGACGGCCUUCUCGCUCUCGUAUGCCAAACCUUAACGACCUGAAAGAGACUGCUCUGUAGUCUGUCGGCCCGUAGCUCUCGGGUCCACUUCUAGCCCCGCUGGUCCCCCUCUGUUGCACACAAGCCUCUACACUUUUCACACACAACAGUAUACCUGUUGAAUGCACAUACAGUAUAUGGACACAGACAACCACUUACUAUACACAGAAAGCAAACCCUUCAGUUUUGAAUAACCACUGCUUGCAAAUAGGCCGAAAGCACAGGCCUUUUCAUGUCUUAAUUUUUUUAAAGCUUCCAUGUUUGAUAGAAUUUAUAAUUUUAUCUAUAUAAUUCUGAUUAUAAUUUUGUUAUAAAGUAUAAAUACAUUGCAGAUGAAAUAUGUAUAUAAGUAGUCGAGAUGUAGAUUUUAAUUCUAAGUAUUUUUGUUUCUAUAGAAGAAAUGGAGUACAUUUUAUUGCAUACAUACUAUGUCCUUAAGACUAUCUAAAGAUGUCUAAAUAAAUAAGAUUUUACUAAUCGUUCAAAUAGAUCAGUCCAUCCAGUUACUGUGCAUUGUUUUCAUCCCACUCAGGAUUGUAACCCUGCGGUCUUAAGAUGUGCUAUGUCAUACUGGUAGGAGAUGCUCUGAUGUGCGUUUCGCUAACCCCAAAUGGAUAGCUGUAGUUAUCCCAUUUAUGUGAACUGGUGACUACAAGAAAUGAAAAAAACACAUUUGAUUGUUUUUUCCAUAGUAUAUUGUAAGGAAUGCGAUAACCACAUUCGUAGAUAAUACCCAAUUAAUAAGAAGGAAAUGCGAUUAUAUGAGAAACGAGGUUGUGAACGGAUAAAUCUUAGUUUACACCGCCCUCUGCAGGAUAGAAUCACGUACUGCAUCGACCUGACCAACAUUUAGGAAAUGAUUUCUUUCGUAUUGAAUUUAACUGUUCCAUGCACACUAGGAGUAAUGGUGCGAAACCAGUGUUUCCAGAUGUAAUGUGGCCGUGACUUCAUUCACGUCUGUUGGAGCGAACUUUAAAAGUUCCAAGCUAAGAUUUAAGGCGAAGGUCACAGACAUUACAUUAGACAAAGAAAAAAAAUCUUUGCAUCAAAUCAAAUGUUUUUCAUCAAAUCUUUUCAGACCUGAUUAGCAAGCGUGUUGAACUUACCUUGCACAGUUCUGAAUAAACCUAAAGCGACCAGCCUAUGGCAAAGGACAUCUAAGGUUAGAUCCUGCAAAAUGUUUCUCUCCCUUUUUAAGGCACAGAGCCCCCCCCCUCAAAAAAAAUUAACAAGUAGGACCCCCAAUAUAAAAUUUUUAGGUAAAAACAUGUUUUGUGCUACUUUAAUGUACUUAGCCACUUGGAAACCAAGAAGUCAAUUAUGAAAAAAAAAAGUUUUUCCAAAGCUCAAGGGAACCUCCCUGGGGAUGGGAGCGCUGUAAUCCAUGGAUAUAUUCUGUCUGAGACAAAGUGCCAUGAAAGUAGCUUGGCAAAAUUAAAUCCCUAUUUUAUUUUGUUACUUUUUUAAGAGGCUAUGUGACAUAGCAAUAUGGCUAUUAGUCCGUGUAAAUUCCUGUUCACGUUGUGUCCAUUAUCUGUACAGUGUAUGUAAAAUGUCAGCAACUGGGCGUCAGAUGCCUCCAGAGCACAGUCCUGUCAGACAUGCCCAUUGUAUUGCAUUGUGUUGUGUAUUCCAGACACGUUGUCUUUAAGGACUGCACACACUUUGUACUUGGCACAACACACGUCUGUCUUUUAAUUAUUGUGUUGCUGAAGGAGCACAGUGUACUGUAUUAUAUUAAUACUUAUGUGUGACUAUCUGUAUGGUAAUAUUUAUAAGAGAAUAUGUUUAUCAACUGUUGACAUUAAAUUAAGUAUUAAGUUUGUGCUUUUAUUACAGACACAAAUUAGUAGCAUAGUCAAUGUUUGCAAGUCUGCUACCUUUCCCCCCCCCCACCCCCCUCAACACAGUAUUUACAGAAGGCCAGAAACUGACAGGAGAAUGCUGAACUACUUUAGAAUAUAUGUGUUUACAUAUGUAAUGGUAAAAUGGUA